UUAUCUUUCUUCCUUUGCAUCAACAUACAAAACAAAAGCUUUGCUUCUGCCUUCCCUCCAUUAUAAAAGUAAAAAAGAAGAAGAGGGAAAGACAGAUUUAGAGAAAGAUACAACAAUGUUGCCUUAAAGACUCUACUCUUUCUAGAUCUGUGCUUUUGUUAUUCAACAUUUUGCAAAACAAGGCAUUUUUGUUCCCUGUAUUCUUUAGUAGAAAAGCAAAUGACAGACAGCAAGCUUCUUCUUUGCUGUUUCAUUGCGUGCGUUUUGUUUGUUGGCGUCAUUGGAGAAAACCCUUAUCGGUAUUUCACUUGGAAAGUCACGUACGGUGAUGUCUACCCUCUCGGCGUUAAGCAACAGGGGAUCUUAAUAAAUGGGCAGUUUCCAGGGCCUCACAUCGAUGCAGUUACUAAUGAUAACCUUAUUAUCAGUGUUUAUAACUACUUGAAUGAACCAUUCCUCAUCUCUUGGAAUGGAGUGCGGCAGUGGAGGAACUCAUGGCAAGAUGGAGCAUUAGGCACAAAUUGUCCUAUUCGACCGGGGAAAAAUUUCACUUACGUUCUCCAAAUGAAAGAUCAGAUUGGUACCUUUUUCUACUUCCCAUCACUUCUAUUCCAUAAGGCUGCUGGAGGAUAUGGUAGCAUCAGAAUCUGGAGCCGUCCUAAGAUCCCGGUACCUUAUCCCGCACCCGCUGGGGAUUUCGUUGUACUGGCUGGGGACUGGUAUAAGAGAAAUCACUAUGUAUUGAGACGUUUCUUGGACAGUGGUCAUAACCUUCCCUUCCCUGACGGGCUUAUUAUUAAUGGUCGAGGGUGGAAUGGAUACACAUUCCAGGUUGAUCCGGGUAGGACAUACAGGUUUAGGGUAUCGAAUGUUGGGAUCGCAACUUCAAUUAACUUUAGGAUCCAGGGGCACAAGCUGAAGCUCAUAGAAGUAGAAGGGUCUCAUACAAUUCAGAACACCUACAGUUCUUUCGAUAUCCAUCUCGGGCAGUCAUGCUCUUUCUUGGUCACUGCUGAUCAGGUGCCGCAGGAUUACUAUGUCAUUGUCUCUUCCCGGUUCACUCGUCGUGUGCUCACAACAACUGCCAUUCUUCACUAUAGCAAUUCUAAAAAGGGAGUUUCUGGUCCAGUUCCUGGGGCUCCCACAGUUCAAAUUGCUCCAUCAGUCAUGCAGGCGAGAUCCAUACGACGGAAUCUGACAGCGAGUGGACCGAGACCUAAUCCCCAAGGCUCCUACCACUAUGGAAUGAUUACCCCAAGCCGCACCAUCAUGGUUGCAAACUCCGCUCCUUAUAUUAAUGGAAAGCAGAGGUAUGCUGUCAAUGGUGUCUCAUAUGUUCCACCAGAUACUCCAUUAAAACUAGCAGAUUACUUCAAGAUUCCGGGAGUCUUCAACCUCGGAAGCAUUCCUACCUGGCCUCCUUCAGGAAACAAUGCCUAUUUUCAGACUUCUGUCAUGGCAGCCAACUUCCGAGAAUAUGUUGAAAUUGUAUUUCAAAACUGGGAGGACACCGUGCAGUCAUGGCAUUUAGACGGUUAUUCCUUCUUUGUCGUAGGGAUGGAAGGAGGCCAAUGGACGCCUGCCAGUAGAAAAGCGUACAACUUGAGAGACACGGUAUCCCGCUGCACUACUCAGGUGUAUCCAAGGUCAUGGACCGCCAUCUACGUGGCUCUGGACAACGUGGGGAUGUGGAAUAUAAGGUCUGAUAACUGGGCCAGGCAAUAUUUAGGGCAGCAGUUUUACCUCAGGGUUUACUCGCCGGCAAAUUCAUGGAGAGAUGAAUUACCGAUCCCAAGGAAUGCUCUUCUCUGUGGCCGGGCCAAAGGGCGCCACACGAGGCCUUUUUAGAUUAGCAAAACUGGAAGGAAUGACAAUGUCAUGAAGGGGUGACAUGAGAUAUGAUGAACAAAAUUUAAGUUAUUAACAGCGGGAGCUCAGCUUGAGCUUUUCCAGUCAAUUCUUUGUUUGCUUUGAGUAUUUCCAUGUUUCUGUGAGAUCAUUAUCGAAUUGUAAGCCUUGUACUCCUAGGACUUUCUCAUUUCGGCCUUCAACUUUCAGAUUCCCCAGUCGAUUAUUUUCCCGGAAAACAUUAGAAUUGUUGAAUAUUCUUCAAUGAUGCAUUUUUCUAUUUCAACUCCAA
Messenger RNA from Hibiscus syriacus, 2140 nucleotides. RefSeq names its product L-ascorbate oxidase homolog. Bases 220 to 1848 code for a protein of 542 amino acids. NCBI's taxonomy places the organism in Eukaryota, Viridiplantae, Streptophyta, Magnoliopsida, Malvales, Malvaceae. The record is from RefSeq and is a predicted model, not a curated record. Gene Ontology annotation, molecular function: oxidoreductase activity; copper ion binding. The transcript is spliced from 7 exons.